Molecule: messenger RNA, 8937 nt
Organism: Vidua macroura (Pin-tailed whydah)
Lineage: Eukaryota; Metazoa; Chordata; Aves; Passeriformes; Viduidae
Gene: CCDC88A
Product: coiled-coil domain containing 88A
Exons: 34
Coding region: 260-5992 (1910 amino acids)
Biological process (GO): cytoskeleton-dependent intracellular transport; cytoplasmic microtubule organization
Cellular component (GO): cytoplasm; centrosome
Molecular function (GO): dynein light intermediate chain binding; microtubule binding
Source: RefSeq, a predicted model, not a curated record
UCCUUCCUUCCAUCUCUUCGCUAUGUAAGAAGGGAGAGGCAUCAAUGGAAAGGCUGAAAUAGGCGUAGAUGGACUUUUGAAUGCAUUCUUUCUUGAAAGAGGAAGAUAAAUCCCGCUUGCCAGUGCACUGACUUUUGUUGGUAUUGCAUCGCUUGGUAAAAAUGGGGUUCACUCACUCCAGCUGAAUCCUUGGAGCAUUCCAGAGAGUUGCUGCAUUUUUUGCAUAUUUUGCAUCAGAGUUACUGCAUUUUCUUGUAAAAUGGAGAACGAGAUCUUCACACCCCUUCUGGAGCAGUUCAUGUCGAGCCCUCUUGUCACCUGGGUGAAGACCUUCGGACCGCUGGCUGGAGGAAAUGGGACCAACCUGGAGGAAUACGUGGCGCUGGUGGAUGGAGUGUAUCUGAACGAAGUCAUGCUGCAAAUCAAUCCAAAGUCUGCUAAUCAGAGGAUAAACAAAAAAGUAAACAAUGAUGCAUCAUUAAGGAUUCAAAAUUUGUCUAUUUUGGUGAAACAAAUAAAAACUUACUAUCAGGAGACUUUGCAGCAGUUGAUCAUGAUGUCUUUGCCAAAUGUGCUAAUAAUUGGCAAAAAUCCUUUUUCAGAGCUAGGUACUGAAGAAGUAAAAAAGCUCCUCCUGCUUUUGCUCGGUUGUGCAGUUCAGUGUCAGAAAAAAGAAGAAUUUAUUGAAAGAAUCCAAAGUCUGGAUUUUGAUACCAGAGCAGCUGUUGCAGCCCAUAUUCAGGAGGUAACUCAUAAUCAGGAAAAUGUGUUUGACCUGCAGUGGAUGGAUGUCAUUGUGCUGACACAAGAGUAUGUUGAGCCUCUCCUGAAAAAUAUGGCAUUGCAUUUAAAAAGACUUAUAGAUGAAAGAGAUGAGCACUCAGAGACCAUCAUCGAGCUGUCGGAGGAGCGGGACUGUCUCCGUUUCCUGCCUCACGCCUCGGCCGCGCAGUCCCCGUGCGGCUCCCCUGGCAUGAAGCGCACCGAAAGCCGGCAGCACCUGAGCGUGGAGCUCGCCGACGCCAAGGCCAAGAUCAGGAGGCUUAGGCAGGAGCUUGAGGAAAAGACUGAGCAGCUGCUUGACUGUAAACAAGAACUGGAACAGAUGGAAGCUGAACUGAAGAGACUUCAGCAAGAGAACAUGAACCUGCUGUCGGAUGCCCGCUCUGCCAGGGUGUACAGGGAUGAGCUGGACGCGCUCCGGGAGAAGGCAAUCCGUGUGGACAAGCUGGAGAGCGAAGUCAGCCGCUACAAAGAGAGGCUCCAUGACAUUGAGUUCUACAAAGCCAGGGUGGAGGAAUUAAAGGAAGACAAUCAAGUGUUGCUAGAAACCAAGACAAUGUUGGAAGAUCAAUUAGAGGGGACCCGAGCGCGUUCAGAUAAACUGCACGAGUUAGAAAAAGAGAAUUUACAACUAAAAGCUAAAUUGCAUGAUAUGGAGAUGGAGCGUGAUAUGGACAGAAAGAAGAUUGAGGAGCUCAUGGAGGAAAAUAUGACCCUAGAAAUGGCUCAGAAACAAAGUAUGGAUGAGUCUUUGCAUCUUGGCUGGGAGCUGGAGCAGAUAAACAGAACUACUGAACUUUCUGAAGUGCCACAGAAAUCACUGGGCCAUGAGGUGAAUGAGCUGACAUCCAGCAGGUUACUUAAGCUGGAAAUGGAAAACCAAAGUUUGCUGAAGACGGUGGAAGAGCUGCAGAGUGCUGUGGGCUCUGUGGAAGGCAGCAGUUCAAGGAUUCUGAAAAUGGAAAAAGAAAACCAAAGACUUAGCAAGAAGCUUGAAGAGCUGGAGAAUGAAGUUAGCCAAGAGAAACAAAGUCUUCAGAACAGUCAAAAUCAGAGUAAAGAUUUGAUGAAAGAAAAAGCACAGCUUGAAAAGACACUUGAAGCACUUCGGGAGAACUCCGAGCGACAAAUUAAACUCUUAGAACAAGAAAAUGAGCACUUGAAUCAAACUGUGGCUUCUCUAAGGCAGCGCUCACAAAUCAGUGCUGAGGCGAGAAUGAAAGAAAUUGAGAAGGAAAAUAAAAUCCUCCAUGAGUCUAUCAAAGAGACCAGCAGUAAGUUAAAUAAGAUAGAAUUUGAAAAAAAACAAGUCAAGAAAGAACUGGAACACUACAAAGAGAAAGGGGAGAGGGCAGAAGAAUUAGAGAACGAGCUGCAUCGUAUGGAGAAGGAAAAUGAGUUAUUACAGAAGAAAAUCACCAACCUAAAAAUCACUUGUGAGAAGAUUGAGGCCUUAGAACAAGAGAACUCUGACCUGGAGACGGAGAACAGAAAGCUGAAAAAAACCUUGGAUAGCCUGAAAAACCUCACUUUUCAAUUAGAAUCAUUAGAAAAGGAGAAUUCCCAACUCGACGAAGAAAAUUUAGAGUUACGGAGGACAAUUGAAUCCUUGAAGUGUACAAGCAUUAAAGUGGCACAGUUACAGUUAGAAAAUAAGGAGCUGGAGAGUGAAAAGGAGCAGCUCAAAAAAAGCCUUGAACUGAUGAAAGCCUCUUUUAAGAAGACUGAACGCUUGGAAGUCAGUUACCAAGGCCUGGACACAGAAAACCAAAGGCUACAGAAAGCCCUGGAAAACAGCAAUAAGAAGAUUCAGCAAUUAGAGAGCGAAUUACAAGAUUUAGAGACUGAAAAUCAGACCCUGCAAAAGAACUUGGAAGAGUUAAAAAUCUCUAGUAAACGCCUGGAGCAGUUGGAAAAGGAGAAUAAGUUGUUAGAACAAGAGACUUCUCAACUGGAAAAGGAUAAGAAACAGCUGGAAAAGGAAAACAAAAGGCUUCGACAGCAAGCAGAAAUUAAAGAUAGUACCUUAGAAGAAAAUAAUGUCAAAAUCAGUAAUCUGGAAAGGGAAAAUAAAUCUCUGUUUAAAGAAAUAGUUGUUUACAAAGAGUCAUGUCUGCGCGUGAAAGAGCUGGAGAAGGAAAACAAGGAACUGGUGAAAAGAGCUACCAUUGAUAAGAAAACCUUGGUCACGUUGAGAGAGGACUUGGUGAAUGAAAAAUUGAAGACUCAACAGAUGAACAAUGAUCUAGAAAAACUGGCCCACGAGCUUGAGAAAAUUGGCUUGAACAAGGAGCGUCUCCUGCACGAUGAGCAGAGCAGUGAUGACAGUAGGUACAAGCUUUUGGAGUCCAAAUUAGAAUCCACGCUCAAGACGUCUCUGGAAAUAAAAGAAGAAAAAAUUGCUGCUUUGGAGGCUCGUUUGGAAGAAUCAACAAAUCUAAACCAGCAGCUGCGUCAGGAACUGAAAACAGUGAAGAAGAACUAUGAAGCUCUCAAGCAAAGACAAGAAGAGGAAAGGAUGGUUCAGAAUUCUCCUCCAAGAAGUGAAGGAAAUCAGUCUGUCAAUAAGUGGGAGAAGGAAAAUCAGGAGACUACUAGAGAAUUACUGAAAGUUAAAGAUAGAUUAAUCGAGGUGGAGAGGAAUAAUGCGACACUGCAGGCGGAGAAGCAGGCGCUGAAAACGCAGCUCAAGCAGCUCGAGACACAGAACAACAACCUGCAGGCCCAGAUUGUGGCCCUGCAGAGACAGACUGUGUCCUUGCAGGAGCAAAACACAACUCUGCAAACUCAGAAUGCCAAGCUGCAGGUUGAGAAUUCCACGCUGAACUCCCAGAGCACGUCCCUGAUGAACCAGAACGCGCAGCUGCUGAUCCAGCAGUCGUCCCUGGAGAAUGAGAAUGAGACAGUGCUGAAGGAGCGCGAAGACCUGAAGGGGCUCUAUGAGGCCCUGCUCAAGGACCACGAGCGCCUGGAGCUGCUGCAUGAGCGCCAGGCCACCGAGUACGAGUCCCUCAUCGCUAAGCAUGGCAGCCUCAAGUCUGCUCACAAGAACCUGGAGGUGGAGCACAAGGACUUGGAGGAUAGGUACAAUCAAUUGCUGAAACAGAAAGUGCAGCUGGAAGAACUGGAGAAGGUUCUCAAGACAGAGCAGGACAAAAUGCUGCAGCAAAGUGAGAAGCAUGAAACUGUGGCAGCAGAAUAUAAAAAACUUCGGGAUGAAAAUGAAAGGCUCACUCACACAUACAGUCAGCUCCUGAGGGAGAAUGAAGUGCUACAAACUGACCACAAGAAUCUGAAAACAUUAUUGAACAAUUCCAAACUGGAACAAACACGGUUGGAAGCUGAGUUUUCCAAACUCAAAGAGCAGUACCAGCAACUGGAUAUUACAUCAACAAAGCUAAAUAAUCAGUGUGAGCUGCUCAGCCAACUUAAAGGAAACCUGGAGGAGGAAAACAGACACCUGCUAGAUCAAAUCCAGACCUUAAUGCUGCAGAACAGAACAUUACUGGAGCAGAAUAUGGAAAGCAAGGAUCUCUUCCAUGUAGAGCAAAGGCAGUACAUUGACAAACUAAAUGAAUUGAGGCGGCAGAAGGAGAAACUGGAGGAGAAGAUAAUGGAUCAGUAUAAGUUUUAUGAGCCAUCUCCACCAAGAAGAAGGGGCAACUGGAUCACCCUGAAGAUGAGGAAGCUGAUCAAGUCCAAGAAGGACGGGAACCGCGAGCGCCUCAAGUCAGCGACGCUGACACCCACACGCUCCGAGUCCAGCGAGGGAUUCCUGCAGCUGCCCCACCAGGACAGCCAGGACAGCUCCUCUGUGGGCUCCAACUCCCUGGAGGAUGGGCAGACCCUGGGCACUAAAAAGAGUAGUAUGGGUGCACUGAAAAGACUGCCCUUUUUGAGGAACAGACCGAAGGAAAAAGACAAAAUGAAGGCCUUCUACCGUCGCUCCAUGUCCAUGAAUGACCUGGUGCAGUCCAUGGUCCUGGCAGGAGGACAAUGGACAGGUAGUUCUGAGCAUCUGGAGGGUCCUGAUGAUAUAUCCACGGGUAAAAGGAGGAAGGAAUUGGGAGCUAUGGCCUUCUCUACUACAGCUAUCAACUUUGCCACUGUCAACUCCUCCACAGGCUUCAGAUCCAAGCAGUUGCUAAAUAAUAAAGAUACCACAUCCUUUGAAGAUGUAAGUCCACAAGGUAUUAGUGAUGAUUCUAGUACAGGAUCAAGAGUUCAUGGAGUACAGGACUUUAUCUGUGCAGAUGCUCUUGCUCCUCCUGUCCGUGGCAUUCCAGCCCUGUGCAGGGUUCCCUGUCAGAUCUGUUCUUCCAGACCAGCCAGCCUUGAUAGUGGCAGGACAUCCACUAGCAAUAGCAAUAACAAUGCUUCACUCCAUGAAGUCAAAGCAGGUGCAGUGAACAGCCAGAGCAGGCCCCAGAGCCACAGCAGUGGGGAGUUUAGCCUGCUCCACGAGCACGAGGCCUGGUCCAGCAGCAGCAGCAGCCCCAUCCAGUACCUGAAGGGGCACACCAGGGCCAGCCCUGUGCUGCAGCACAGGACGCUGGAGAGUUGUGGCAAACAGACCAAAACAGGCUCCCCUGGCAGUGAAGUUGUCACCCUGCAGCAGUUCCUGGAAGAAAGCAACAAGAGUAACUCCAGUGAGAGGAAAUCUGUGAGUGAAGAGAACCUUUUAGAUGAAGUGAUGAGAAGUUUGUCUGAGUCUGUGGAGCUGGCAGGGAGGGAGAAGCUCCGAAAGCAGCCAACAGCUGGCUGUGGGAUCGUGAGAUCCCUGAGUGUCAGAAACACAAUUGAUUUCUCAGAUGGACGAUCCCUUAAACCAGAACAGCUGGUAAGGCCCAGCCUCCGGAAGACUGAAGAUCUCUACUUCAGUAGCUCUCCAAUCAAAUUCACCCCUGGUGCCCAGGGGAAGGCCUGGUCUGUGAAAGAAAAGAUGCAAGCAACUGUAACCCAGCGACAAUCCAGGGACUGCAACCCCUACGCCACCUUACCUCGUGCCAGCAGCGUGAUUUCCACGGCAGAAGGAACCACCCGAAGGACAAGCAUCCAUGAUUUUUUGUCUAAGGACAGUAGGCCACCCGUGUCCGUGGAUGCAGCCCCGGCCCUGGCUGACAGGAGUGCUCCACCCACCUCCAAUGUGGAAGCUAUCCCUGAAAGCAGAAAUUCAAAAAGCAGGUCUAGGGAGCAACAAAGCUCCUAAUUCUAUUACCCACUACCUGAGCUGUGGGCCAAGUGAGAGAAAAGUGUCCUUCAGUAUCUCAGUGUGAAGCCUUUAUAUCUGAAGUAACAAGACAGCGACUGUAGGAAUCAUUAAUAAAAAUUAAGGGAAUUUUUUACAUUCUUCGUGACUAGAGCAGGCAAGAAAUAAAAACCUACCUACCUACCUUCCUUCCUUCCUUGAAUCAAGGAGUCUACUGGAGUCUACUGCCGAAAAUGUGUAGAUGGUCUUAGGAAUUAUUGCACAUUGCACUGUUAAGAUCUACUGAAUAAAGGACAGUUCUCAUCUCCCUAAGGACCAAGGAUUUUAAGGUCUCAAGAAUUACUCCAGGGGAAAAAAAAAAAAAAAAACUUCCUUCAUCUUCUGUUUUUGAAAUUAGCUACUGAUUUGCUUAAGCUUCUGCUAAUAAUUAGCAAAAAAAAAAAAACCAAACUAGCAGUUUCUAUUUACAUCUGUAAACCUAAAAGAAAAGCUGUAGAAUAUUGUUGAAAUGGACUGUAUAUACAGAUACAAAAACCUCACAGCUACUGGCACUUCACUGCCUUAUUUGGUUAGCAUAAUCUGCAUGAAAUUGCUCUUAAGAAAGUUUAUGCUGAUUUUUGUUGCAUACUGCAAGAGAAAAAUUUGUUUACAUCCAUGGAAAAGCUUGGUAACUAACAGAGUCAUGGGAUAAUGGUACUAUAGAGACAUUGUUUGUCCUUUGUGUUUUUCACAUUCCCGAGUUACUCUGCAUAUGUAUGUUCAGAUGUUUCUGACAGGAAAUUGUCAGGUGUGGUUUUUCUAUAACUUUUAUUUUAAUAUAAGGCUGUUUUCCACAAAUGCCAUUUCUAGGAUAAUACUGUCUUACGAUGUUUGUGUAUUGACUUAAUUUCUUUUUUUACUGUUUGUCUUUUGACAUGAGCUGAUUGUGGCUUAGGAGGUUUCUUGAUGGCAAAAAGAAAUGUAAAUAAUAUCAUGCAUUUUACAAUCAGUUCCCUCUAAGGUAUCUUUUACUAGAUACAUUUUGUUCAUUAUUGAUUUAUAUUAAAGUCAACAAACAUCAUUGGUACAUUUGGUGAUCACAUAUAUUUGUCUGGAAAGAUUUGCAGCGAGCUCAGAGGAAGGCGUCAGGAACUGAGACCCAAAAUGAGUUGUUCUGUUUUAUUAAAGCCAGUAAGCACGUUCCUGUUCUUCAUGUAAAGGGUUGAGUUCCCUGUGUCACCUCUGAGUGUCCAACAGGCAGGUGCAUAAUGUCACCUGCAGCUUCUGAGGAAGGUGAGCCUCACUGCUGAAGGCAGUUCAACAGAUUCAAAAGCUUGAAAUCUUAUCUAAAAGGGGAAAAAAGAGGCAUACGCCAUAAGCUUUAGAAGGGGACAUUUUCUGUUUGUUUUCUUUAAAAUUAGUUUCUUCUGAAUUUUUUUUGUGAUAAAAUAGGCUAAAAGAUCUAUACUAAGGGCAUAGCAGGUAUGACAGACAAUUCAAACACCAUAAAGAUUAGGAAAAUCUCUCUUAACUCUGAAUGACAGCGUGUUCAAGCUCAUUUCAGGGCCUGUGCCUGGGUUCUCCUCACUCUCUGCUGACAGAGGACUGAUGCAGCUCAAACCCCCCCCCCCAGAACCGUUUGUCACAUUACUGUUACAGAAAAAUGCAUGGCUUGAACCACGAUACUGAAACUGCAGUGCCAAAUGCUGCCAGGAUCCAAGCUGGGUGGCUGUGUCUGGGGACACUGUCAUGACUCUGGUACGCACUCUCAUGUGUGGAGCACUGCUGAGCACGUGUAAGUGCCCUCAGCACACCUGGAUGUGUCCUUUCCAUCACACAGGGAUCCCCUCCCUUCUGCUGACCAGCUCAGCUCUUCUCAAGCUGUCCUCUUUGCUUUGCAGAGAAGUUCCAUGGCACUCGAGCAGUCAGGUGGCCCUCUGUGCUCUGCCAAUUCCCCUUUUCUUCUUCCUUUCUUAACCUUCUCAGUCUGUGCCCUUAAAGGGAAGUAACAAACCAAAUUUAACCUGGGAGCAGCCUCUCAGUUCCUGCAAUUCCCAAUGCCAGGGAUGCACAUGGCAGCUUUGUACCCCAGGAAUCCCAAACCCAGCACUGCCAGUUCCAGGUUACAAAGGAGGCUCUCAUGCCAUAUAAUGUGUAUGUUCUAUUUACUUUUCUGAUAGUCUCUGAGGAUUAAGUAACAUUCCCAACACCUAUUCUUAUUUCUAAAUUUUGUCCAGGACAUGAUGCAGCCUAAGAAAGGGAGCUCAUGUGUGAUUUUUAGGGGUAGCUGAUGAUGUAUAUGUAAAUAAUGCUUUGAUAUUAAUAAAACUGCCUUAAAGGAAUGUACCGAGGUGUGAAACAGAACUUUAAAAGCUCUUAUUUAAAACUGUAAUUUCCUUUACAUAUUGAUUUUUAAUGUUUGCCAUUGUAUACAUUUAUUAAUGAUGUUAUUAAAAUGCCAAACCAAAUAAUUUUUAUUCUUAUUUUGUGUGUGUAUAUUUAUACACACUUUUUUCUGGAAGGGUAUUGGUGUUGUGGUGAUGUGUGCAGUGAGUAUUUCUUCUGGAAGGAAACUGAUAAAACUGUAGCAGAAUUUUUCUGGACCAUGUGUAGUUUGUUCUGUGUGAUUUGUAUAGAGCUGGGUAGCUUUUCACUGUACACUAUUUUGAUACAAUUUUAAAAAAAGAAUGAGACACUGAUUUCAUAAGUAAAUACAAAAAGAAAUCAGUCUAGAUUUGCCAGAUGUAGUAUUUGAAGCCUGGUAGUUAUUUUUGCUGAGAUGAGUCUCAGGAUCCCUUCUGAGGAUGAAGUUAAGUCACACUUUAGGCAGUGCAGAUUCCAGGUUUGUGCACAUACUUCAAACAAUUUGUCACAUUUAAAACAUUCCAGAUUUAAAAACCUUGGCAAGUCAAAUCUAAUACUCUUUUUUUUGAAUUGAUAAGGGAUUUUGGGGUACCACAAAAAAA